Messenger RNA from Epinephelus fuscoguttatus (brown-marbled grouper), 2771 nucleotides. It is a transcript of the gene xpa, whose product is annotated as xeroderma pigmentosum, complementation group A. Gene Ontology annotation, molecular function: damaged DNA binding. The transcript is spliced from 5 exons. The record is from RefSeq and is a predicted model, not a curated record. Gene Ontology annotation, cellular component: nucleotide-excision repair factor 1 complex. Lineage: Eukaryota; Metazoa; Chordata; Actinopteri; Perciformes; Serranidae. The coding region runs from base 113 to 940 and encodes 275 amino acids. Gene Ontology annotation, biological process: base-excision repair; nucleotide-excision repair involved in interstrand cross-link repair; UV-damage excision repair.
GUGGCUUUUGUAACAACAGUCCAACGCCGCACUUUGAAUGGGAAAAGACUCGUCUUGCCUACAGAGUCAUGUCUUUUAUUUCUGUGUUGUGAUCUCUGUUUGAGAGAGCAGCAUGGAUCUGUCAGAGUCUCAGGAAGUGGACGCUGCCGGUCCCGGACCUGAGCAGAGUCCUAAACCCGAGCUGUCUGCAGCGAUGCGGGCUAAAAUCGAGCGGAACCGGCAGCGAGCGUUGAUGCUCCGACAAGCCCGACUAGCGAGCCGCCCUUUGUCCGCUAUCGAGGGCGCAACUUCGGCCAAAGUUUCCAAGACCAUCGACUCCGGUGCCGGGUUCUUCAUCGAGGAGGAGGAGGACGGACAGGAAGAGCAGAGGACCAGGAAAAUUGUGCAUCAGCCAGCUCCAGUGAUUGAGCCAGACUACCUGGUGUGUGAUGACUGUCAGAAACCCUUUAUGGACUCGUACCUCAGCAACAGCUUUGACCUGCAUGUCUGUGACAACUGCAGAGACAAUGACGAGAAGCAUAAGCUGAUCUCCAGAACUGAGGCCAAGCAGCAGUUCCUUCUGAAGGACUGUGACCUGGACAAGAGAGAGCCUCCGCUCAGGUUUAUACUGAAGAAAAACCCCCAUAACCCUCGCUGGGGGGACAUGAAGCUCUACCUCAAAGUACAGGUGGAGAAGAGAAGUAUGGAGGUGUGGGGUUCAGAGGAGGCUCUAGAGGAGGCCAAAGAGACAAGGGAAGAGAACAGAGAGGUGCAGAAACAAAAACGCUUCAACAAGAAGGUCAAAGAGCUACGCAGGGCGGUGAGGAGCAGCAUGUGGACCAAAGACACCAGUGUUCACCAGCAUCAGUACGGACCAGAGGAGGUGGUGGAUCCAGAGGAGGACCUCUACAAGAAAACCUGCACCACCUGCGGACAUGAACUCACAUACGAGAAGAUGUAGACACACACACACACACACACACACACACCAGCACAGACUUUUACGGGUUUCGUCUAAGGAGAUGAUGUUUGGUGCUUCUGUGGGGAACCGCGCCUCUCAAAUUCCAUCAGCUGUAUUUUUUUGUCUGUUUUUCUACUGGUAUUUAUUAAGAAACCCUCCAUCGUGAUCACACACACACAUGGGGCCAAAAUCACUCUCCUGUCUGACACUUACAGGCUGUUAUAGGUCUGUAGUAACUUCUAUUUUAAACAUUUGUUACUGACCUCAGCUUGACCUGUUGUAUAUUUUUAGUCUUGCCUCUCUGGUCCGCGAUAUUGCUACACUUCCUGUUUCUUUUAUAGAACAUGGAGAUUUCCUCUGAUGUUGGGCAAAUUAAGGAAGACACGAUACUGAAACUUUAAAAUACUGUCUUGCGUAAAAAAGUGAAUUGUGGGGCCUGCUUUAUGACUGAAACACAAAUGAUGAGUAAGAGUUAAAGUCCUCUACAGGAGGAUAAGGCCACAAACAGAAGUGGAUGUAGCCAUCGUGACAUCACCCACUGGUUUGUUGACUCCCGUUUCGAAGCAUCGAGUAUGGAAUAUUGGUCGCUGCCAUCAUGUUUUCUGGAGCCAGAAGUGACCAUAUUCGGACGAGAGAGUGGAGCUGUGGAGGAGCGAGGAGAUCUGAGAACCCGAGGACACCAUGCACGCCAUACAAUGUAGCCACAGCCUAAAGCAAUCCCUGCUUUAUCAUCUGUUUUAUUCUAAAUGAGACCAAAAUUCACUAAAUGAACCCUGUGUUGUGUUGAAGACUUGAAACCGACGAUUGACACCAUAAACUCAUGAGGAAAAUGUUUACUGAAGAAAUAAAUCACGUGAGAAGUAGCGCCAUUUUCUCAUAAUUUCACAUUUCUUUUGUAUUGCCUUUGCUAUACCACAUGAAGAAGUAAUAAUUAGAUUCCUAAUAUCUAUACUAACCCUUGUACCAAAGAAGAGAGGGAUAUUUGCUUUGGACUCUCAUCAAUAAUUUUCUUUCCUGGCUACAUCCAGCUGCCAAUCUUGCAAUAUUCAUGAUAGGUCCAAAGCAGGAGGUAUCUGCCAUUAAAGGCCAAAUAAUAUGAAUAUAUUCAAGUAUUUCUAACCCUAACCCUUUUAUUUCUAUGCUUUCUAAGUUUAUUGACAGCACUUCUUGGUUUUUUAUUCCCCCAGACAAACAUUAUAAAAAGCUUUUUAAUUUCUUUAAACCUUAAUUCAGGUAUUUCUUAAUGGAAUUGAAGAAAUCAUAAAAGAAAUCAUAGGGGGAAAAAAAAUCAUUUUGAUCAUCUCCGCUCUGCCACACUAAGGCAGCAGAAGUGUUCUCCAUCUAGUAAGAUCUUCUCUAAUAGUUUUAAUCAACUUGGGACCAUUUACCUUCGAAAUGUUUUCAAUAGGGGAAAUCCUGUUUAUACAAAGAUAUUUCAGUCCCUCCUUCUUCUAAACUAUCUGAGUUGCAUCAAGAUGUGCUGGAAAAGUCACACACUUGAGUGGAGUGGGCUUCACUCUUGUUCCAGUUUAUGUCCCGGAAAAUUGCCACACUCCUUUGAGGUCAAAUAAGUGUGGCACUGAGUUUGCAAAUACAAUUUACUUUGAAAUCAUAUCCAUACAUAUUAACACCACUAAUUUGUUGGUUAGUUCUAACAGUGCAAGCAAGUGGUUCCAGUGACAAAACAAAAAGUACUGGUGAAACUGGACAUCCUUGCCUUGAUGUUGAUUUGGUUACUCAAAGGGCUGAGACACAAUUCCAUUUGCCUUGACUCAGGCAAGUGAUUUAUAAUAAAGGGCUCUGAUCCACUGCAUACAUAUAGGACCAAAGC